Arachis ipaensis is the source of this 217-nucleotide messenger RNA. Lineage: Eukaryota; Viridiplantae; Streptophyta; Magnoliopsida; Fabales; Fabaceae. The record is from RefSeq and is a predicted model, not a curated record.
CUAUAUAAGUAGUAUAUCCACUACUCUUUCCUUUCACAAUAACACUAUACAACACAAAUAUCAACAACAAUAACAUGGAGUCAGUUCAGUCCUGGGUUUCAGAGCACAAGCUCACUACAGUUGGGGGGCUAUGGGCCUCAGGAAUAGGAGCAUCACUGAUUGCUUAUUCAAGAGCAAAGUCUCCAAUGAAACCAAGUCUUAGGCUUAUACAUGCCAG